Molecule: messenger RNA, 683 nt
Organism: Durio zibethinus
Lineage: Eukaryota; Viridiplantae; Streptophyta; Magnoliopsida; Malvales; Malvaceae
Product: transcription factor TRY-like
Biological process (GO): regulation of DNA-templated transcription; cell differentiation
Cellular component (GO): nucleus
Molecular function (GO): transcription cis-regulatory region binding
Source: RefSeq, a predicted model, not a curated record
UUAUCAACGAUAAGUCCAAAAGGUACAAAGCCAACGUGUGAACAAACAAGAAGCGGACUUUCAAGGUUGGUUGAACAAAAAUAUAUGCAAGAUUUAUGCUGAAACAUACCUUAUUCCUUUUUUGGCCAUCAAAUUCCACAAGCGCACAAGAUUCCACAUCUUUACUUACCUGGGAAAUUUCUUCCUGUGAAGAUUAAAUGGACCGACAACACAGCCGGGAGCAAGCCGAAAUCACCACUCCUCGUGGAAAUGAAGAGGUUAGUAGCAUUGAGUGGAAAUUUAUCAAAAUGACUGAACAGGAAGAAGAUCUCAUCUACAGGAUGCACAGGCUUGUUGGAGACAGGUGGCAUUUGAUAGCUGGGAGGAUUCCAGGGCGGAAAGCAGAGGAAAUAGAGAGGUUUUGGAUAAUGCUACAUAAUGAAUGAUUCGCCAGCAAAGAAAAGAGCACAGCGGAAGAGAGUUUUAAAAAAAUUUGGUCUUCUGCAUUUAAUGGUUCUAAAUAGCUUCUUAUUUUGUGAUAGACUGGAAAAUACUUGUCUCUCUUCUUUCUCUUCUUCGCACUUAUUCUAUAAAAAGCCUUUAUUCAGUACCCUUGAUUCUAUUAACGCAAGGCAGGCAGGCAGGCAAACUUUUCAGGGAAAACUAUCAAAUUUUGUCUCAUCCAUGUUGGUUACUAAAUAAAA